This is a messenger RNA of Spirodela intermedia, 2220 nucleotides long. NCBI's taxonomy places the organism in Eukaryota, Viridiplantae, Streptophyta, Magnoliopsida, Alismatales, Araceae. The record is from the annotation of a GenBank genome assembly.
AUGAAGGACCAAUCGAUUUCCGACGGCGACGGCGGGGACGGCGGCGACGGCGAACCUCUUCUCCCCCUCCAGGCGGCGGCCCCGCCGCCUGGGUCGCCAUCGCAGCCGGCGCUCAGGGGAAACUAUUUGUGGAUUCUCCUCGGCCCGGCGGCCUGCGCGGUGGUGAGGCUGGUGGUGGUGGUGGACGGGAAGCCCAUGGCGCGGGACGUGCUGGCGGCGCUGGCGUGGAUCUUCGUCUGGUGGCUGACAAACGCGGUGCCAAUGCCGGUCACCUCCUUGGCGCCACUCUUCCUCUUCCCCUUGUUCGGGAUCGCCACCGCCGAGGAGGUCGCCAAGUCCUACAUGGACGACAUCAUCUCCCUCGUCCUCGGGACAUUCAUCCUCGCCAUCGCCGUCGAGCACUACAACAUCCACCGCCGCCUCGCCCUCAACGUGAGCUUCCACCCCAGAGCGCCGCCCCAACCCCCCCAAUCGCUGGCGAGAUCUGACUAAUACGCCCCCCUGCUCUGCAGAUCAGCCUGGCCUUCUACGGGGGGGACGCCAUGAACGCGCCUCUCCUCCUCCUGGGAAUCUGCUCCACCACGGCCUUCGUCAGCAUGUGGAUGCACAACACGGCGGCGACGAUGCUGAUGAUGCCAGUGGCGAUGGGGAUUCUGCAGCGGCUCCCCGCCGCCGGAGGGCACCAGGACGUGAUCCGGUUCUCCAAGGCGGUGGUGCUCGGAGUGGUCUACUCGGCGACGAUCGGCGGGAUGAGCACCGUUACGGGCACCGGCGCGAACCUCCUGCUGGUGGGGAUUUGGCGGAGCUACUUCCCUGCGGCGAAGCCCAUUGGCUUCAGCACCUGGUUCUUCUUCGGAUUCCCCCUGGCCCUCCUCAUCUUCUUCUGCCUCUGGGGCAUCCUCUGCUACUUCUACUGCUCCAAGAGCUCCAGCGACGUCCUCUCCUCCCACAUGGACAAGACCCACCUGAAAAGGGAGCUGGAAAAUCUCGGUGAGCCGUCAUUCUUCGCCAUUAAACCUACUUCGGAUCACUCUUCUCUUAUAGUUCGCCUUUCUCUAGCACAGGCCCCAUGGUUUUCGCGGAAAAGGCGGUCCUAAUUGUGUUCUCGGUGAGUAUACAAGCCCAUCAUCUUCUGCCGCACUCUUCUUCCUCGUACCACACCUAAUCUCUCUCUCUCUUUCUCUCUCUCUAUGUCUCUCUCUCGCUCUCGCUCUGCAGACUCUGGUGUUGCUCUGGAUGACGAGAAGUCUCACGGACGAAGUACCAGGGUGGGGGACUCUCUUCAAAGGGAACGUCGGCGAUGGCACCGUUAGCGUAAGCUCAGAUCCAGAAAAGACCUAUAUCGAUUAAAUGUUAAAGAAGUUUUUUUAUAGAUUAUAAUCUGAUUUUUUGUGAAAAUCUAUGGUUUGCCCGCAUUCUUCUCCGGAUAGGCGUGUUCUGCUCAUUCCACACGAAACUCAGAUUACACGAUUUCUCUCUCUAAACUGCUCCCACCUCAUCUGCGCCGUUCCUAUGUUCUCUUCUUCUCACUGGUAUCCCGAGCAUGACGACGACCUCCUGGGCGGCGCAGGUGAUGAUGGCGACGCUGCUGUUCGUGAUCCCGAGCAAGAAGAUGCCGGGGGAGAAGCUCAUGGACUGGAAGAAGUGCGAGAGGCUCCCGUGGAACAUCGUCCUCCUUCUCGGCGCCGGCUUCGCCAUCGGAGACGGCGUUCACCGGAGCGGCCUCGCCGACACCCUCUCCGCCUGGCUGGGCUUCGUGAAGACCACCCCUCGCGCGGUCAUCCCCCUUCUGGUCGCCCUCGUCAGCAGCACCAUCACCGAGUUCACCUCCGACAACUCCACCACCAUUCUCGUCGUCCCCCUGCUGAUCGAGCUCGCCAAGGCCAUGGGCGCCCACCCACUGCUCCUCAUGGUGCCCGGCGGCGUGGGCUCCCAGUUCGCCUUCCUCCUCCCCACAGGGACGCCUUCCAACAUCAUCGCCCUCGCCACAGGUCGCAUCGAGAUCAUGGACAUGGUCAAGACGGGGCUGCCGCUCAAGGUGGCAGCCCUCGGCGCGCUGUCCCUCCUGAUGCCAACCCUCGGUGAAGAAGACCUCUCCUCAACUUCCAGUUUACCAUUGAACGCCGAUUCCAGAGAGCUCCAUUAAUCUCUCCAUUACUUCAUUCCUUCUCCUGCUUCCUUCCAGGAGCCUCCGUCUUCGGGACGAACUGGAACAUCUAA